This is a messenger RNA of Triticum turgidum subsp. durum (durum wheat), 444 nucleotides long. The record is from the annotation of a GenBank genome assembly. Lineage: Eukaryota; Viridiplantae; Streptophyta; Magnoliopsida; Poales; Poaceae.
AUGGCGGCCACCACCAUGGCGCUCUCCUCCCCCGCGAUCAAGCUCGCCGGAGCCUCCUACGCCCUCGGCGGCAGCCGCAUCACCAUGCGCAAGACCGCGCCCAAGGCCGCCGCCUCCAACAGCCCGUGGUACGGCCCCGAACGCGUGCUCUACCUCUCCCGAGCUACCUCAGCGGCGAGUUCCCGAGCGACUACGGGUGGGACACCGCGCUACCCCGGUGGCAGCUUCGACCCCCUUGGCCUAGCUGACGACCCCGAGGCGUUUGCUGAGCUCAAGGUGAAGGAGAUCAAGAACGGCCGCCUUGCAAUGUUCUCCAUGUUUGGAUUCUUUGUGCAGGCCGUCGUCACCGGCAAGGGCCCGCUCGAGAACCUCGCUGACCACCUCGCCGACCCCGUCAACAACAACGUGUGGGCCUUCGCCACCAACUUUGUGCCCGGCAAGUAA